CAGUCGAAAUCCACUGCCGAGACCAGAAGGCCUACUGGUCUGACUGGUCACUCGUCGUGAGACUGUUCAUUCAAUCUGGACGUUUUGAUCUGGCAUUCUGGAUGGGUCAUUGUCUGAAUUGUCUGCAGUCUUAUUGAUAGUUAUGAAGGCAUUGAUGAGGAGGCAUUUUGUAUGUUGGACGAUGGAACAAUAAAGGAGCUGAUUCCAAAAAUUGGUACCAGAACAGAAUGAAGUUUACAAGGAAGUACCGCAAUCUACUAGUCCCUGCUUUAACUGUCGACGCAAUGUACCAGUAUACACCAUAGGCACGUAAUUAUAAGAGUUCAAUAACUCCCCCGCCCCUCGACUGAAAAACACACCCUCAAUGACAGCACACAUAAAACUGUACGAGUGUUGACACUGUUGUCAGUUGGGCUGGAGCCUUUAUCGUCAUAUACCUGUCGACGUCCAGGGAUAAGGUGGCCUUCGUUUCCCGGACGUAGCCUUACGAUAUAAACCUGGUGUCGACGGAGCAAUCUGGGCGCGAGGCCAAUAUGGCUGUCAGUCGAGUGCCCACCCCUCCACCCUCGGACAUGAUCUGUCCCGUCGCUGAGAACUGGUGUUACACCCAGGUCAAAGUGGUGAAAUUCUCGUACAUGUGGACGAUCAACAACUUCAGUUUCUGCCGAGAAGAAAUGGGCGAGGUGCUCAAGAGUUCCACAUUCUCGGCGGGGGCAAACGACAAAUUAAAAUGGUGCCUGCGAGUUAACCCUAAGGGCCUGGACGAGGAGAGCAAAGACUACCUCUCACUCUAUCUACUCCUGGUCUCCUGUAACAAAAGUGAGGUCCGAGCGAAGUUCAAAUUCUCUAUACUUAAUGCAAAACGUGAAGAAACUAAAGCUAUGGAAAGUCAGCGAGCGUAUCGGUUCGUUCAGGGGAAGGAUUGGGGAUUUAAAAAAUUUAUACGGCGAGACUUCUUAAUGGAUGAGCCAAACGGCUUGUUGCCAGAUGAUAAGUUAACAAUAUUUUGUGAGGUGAGUGUAGUAGGUGACACAGUGAACAUGUCAGGACAGUCCAACUGUUCACCGGUGAAAGUGCCUGAGUGUCGGUUAAGUGAAGACCUGGGCAACCUGUUUGAAAGAUCUGCCUUUAGUGAUGUCAUUCUCCUGGUGAGCGGGCGAGAGUUCUUAGCGCAUAAAGCUAUAUUAGCGGCACGUUCUCCAGUAUUUAACGCCAUGUUCGAGCAUGAGAUGGAGGAACGGAAACAGAACCGGGUCGAGAUCACAGACGUCGAUCACGAGGUGAUGCGGGAGAUGAUACGGUUUAUUUACACGGGGAAAGCACCAAAUCUUGAGAAGAUGGCCGAUGAUCUCCUUGCUGCCGCAGAUAAGUAUGCGUUGGAGCGGUUGAAAGUGAUGUGUGAGGAGGCAUUGUGCUCGGGCCUGUUGAUAGAAAACGUCUCCGAAAUCCUGGUGUUGGCUGAUUUACACAGUGCUGAACAAUUAAAAACUCAUGCAAUAGAUUUCAUUAAUAGUCAUGCAACGGACGUGAUGGAGACUCAAGGCUGGAAGACGAUGGUCAGCAGCCAUCCCCACCUUGUGGCCGAUGCAUUUCGUGCGCUUGCAAGUCAGCAAAGUCCGCCGCUCGGACCACCGCGCAAACGCAUGAAAACGUCAUAACAAAAAAGGUGUACGGACUACUUACUCUCUGACUCUCCCGUGGAAGGAUAAACAACGGUGCAUUCUGAGCAUUAAGCAUUGCGACAUUUUGCAGCAGUUUCGACCAAUUUUUAAUCCUUGAUCUUCUGUUGGAGGCCUAAAAAUAUGAACAGUAAAUCACUUGUGUGCACGGAGCUUCUGGUUGCGACCCAAGUCGCAGAAAGCCAAAGUUGACAUCUUGGUCGAAAAUGUUGUAAAAUGACUUGAUUGGUUUAUUCUAGUCAGAGAUGCAUCGUUAUACCUCGGUCAAACAUUCAAUGGGAACGCAAACUUCAAAACAGUGGAAACUGCACGGUCAAAUCAAGGAGCAGACAGUGCUGCCAUCUGUGGUGAACUUCUGUAUCAUAAAACAAUGUGUACGUUCUUGUUCUGUGGGAGUACAUGUUUAUUUGUUAUAUAUUCGUACAUUUUACGAUUAUCCAUUAUCCGUGACUCUGAUCAGAUGCAUUGUGGGAUUACGCCCCAAUCAAACUGCAGAACAUCAUUGUGGCAACGAUUCUUUAAGUUAUUGUGAGCUGUUAGUUUGUUAUUGAAUGGUAGACGGCCAUUUGAAGAGAAGGAUUAUUCUGCAAAGGCCCAGUCACGGGCCAAGCUGCCAUCGUUAAUGAGGGUAGGAAUGACUCGGCCAGGAGCCAUCACAAGUAACGAUGGCUCCUGGCCGAGUCCGCAGUAAUUGCAUACACACAUAUGAAUACAGGGGAACCUCCCUUAGUGGACACCUCUCUAUUUGGGACAACCUCUCUAUAAAGGACACUAAGUUUGGUCCAAAUUGCUUGUUUCUAUUCAGUUUGACCUCAUUAAUCAGGACAACUCUCUAUUUGGGACAGUCCUUGUCCACCCCGAGGGUGUCCUUAAUAAAGAGGUUCUACUGAACAUUCUGCCUUGGAGGAGGAAUACUCGGUGGAGAAAUCACCUCCAAGUGCAGAGUGAACACUGAAUGAGAAGGAGAAAACUGUACAUACAAUUACAAGUGCUGAAAAUAUGAAUUAUUGUUUUGAGAAAUGAUUGAAAUGCAUCAGAUGAAUUUCUGAAUUGGCUUCCAGAAACCAUAUCGUUUUGAGAUGCUUAAAGGGACAAUGAGGGUUAUUAGUUUAAAAUUCUUCAGUGAACAAGUUCAUAUGUGUAUUUAUCAAGCUUUAUUUGUAGAAUGAGAUCAGAACUUGGCGAUUUGUCAUGAUUCUAGAAGACGCAUGGUAUUUGAAAUAAGUGUGGCACAUAAUUUUAAAACUCUCAAAAUAAUUCCUUGACCUUGGUGUUGUAUGAUGAAGUUUGUGUUGAUAAUGCGUACAUCACUUCUGUUCAGUUUUGUUUAACGUAUUUGCCUUGUUUCAUAUUUCUUCUGUUUACCUCCCUGUUUUUGUUACACUUUUUGACAUUCAUCAAAAUGACCUCUUAAAAAUGGUUGUGUGGUAAUUUCAGCAAACUGUUAGGACGUUUUUGAUUCGUCGGAUAUACAAAUUUGUAUUCUUGAAAGAGCUUGUUGAAGGCCUCUUGUCACACAAGGGUCUGAGCUUGUUGAAGGCCUCUUGUCACACAAGGGUCUGAGCUUGUUGAAGGCCUCUUGUCACACAAGGGUCUGAGCUUGUUGAAGGCCUCUUGUCACACAAGGGUCUGAGCUUGUUGAAGGCCUCUUGUCACACAAGGGUCUGAGCUUGUUGAAGGCCUCUUGUCACACAAGGGUCUGAGCUUGUUGAAGGCCUCUUGUCACAUAAGGGUCUGAGCUUGUUGAAGGCCUCUUGUCACACAAGGGUCUGAGCUUGUUGAAGGCCUCUUGUCACACAAGGGUCUGAGCUUGUUGAAGGCCUCUUGUCA
Messenger RNA from Lineus longissimus, 3509 nucleotides. RefSeq names its product speckle-type POZ protein-like. NCBI's taxonomy places the organism in Eukaryota, Metazoa, Nemertea, Pilidiophora, Heteronemertea, Lineidae. The record is from RefSeq and is a predicted model, not a curated record. Gene Ontology annotation, biological process: proteasome-mediated ubiquitin-dependent protein catabolic process; regulation of proteolysis. Bases 534 to 1658 code for a protein of 374 amino acids. The transcript is spliced from 10 exons. Gene Ontology annotation, cellular component: cytoplasm; nucleus. Gene Ontology annotation, molecular function: ubiquitin protein ligase binding.